AAUGCGACUUGCCAAACGAAAAAUAAUUCUUUUAAUGGAUAAUGCUCGUUGUCACGAGGUCGACCUGACUGAAGACUUGUCAAACGUUCGGGUACAUUUUCUACCACUGAAUACAACAUCAGUACUCCAACCAUUGGACCAAGGAAUCAUCUACAGUUUUAAGGCGCAAUAUAGGAAAAUAUUAUGUAAGGAGAAAAUCUUAGCAUACGAGCGGUUGUCAAACGAAAAUGAUGAUCUUCCUCAAAUAACAAUUUAUGAUGCAAUUCAAUUUGUCGCUCGCGCGUGGGAGAAUGUAACGCAAAGAACUAUAUGCCACAGUUGGGAAAGAAGUGGCAUUUUACCUUUGCAUCAGUUAAAUGACAAUGAAGAGCAAGGGGGAGACAGCAAUAAUUGCGACGAAGAACAACAGUUGGAGAACGAUUUAACUAAUUAUUUCUUUACGAGCUUGUUCCUUAUACGUUGA
Paraglomus occultum is the source of this 463-nucleotide messenger RNA. Lineage: Eukaryota; Fungi; Glomeromycota; Glomeromycetes; Paraglomerales; Paraglomeraceae. The record is from the annotation of a GenBank genome assembly.